This is a messenger RNA of Trichoderma breve, 390 nucleotides long. RefSeq lists its product as uncharacterized. Bases 1 to 390 code for a protein of 129 amino acids. The transcript is spliced from 3 exons. The record is from RefSeq and is a predicted model, not a curated record. NCBI's taxonomy places the organism in Eukaryota, Fungi, Ascomycota, Sordariomycetes, Hypocreales, Hypocreaceae.
AUGGCCUCCAUGAUCACCCGCCGCUUCUUCUCCACGACUGUCCGUCGCAUGUCCGUGGAUACCGCCUCCAAGGCGGAGCUCCAGUCCGAGUCCAAGCGCAACCCCGAGAUUUAUAUCCUCGGUGGAGUUAUGGUUGCCGCUCUGGGCGGUGCCGGCUUCUACUUCGGCCGAUCUCCCACCCACGCCACCUCUGAGUCUCCUGUCAACGUCGCCAGCAUGGCCUGGGAAGGCGAGGGCAAGGGCAAGUACCAGUACCACCCCGGCGGUGACCCCAACGCUGCUCCCCGUGAUGCUCCCAGCGCCCUCAACGUUGUCAUCAUCCCCAACGUCACCGCUCCCAAGGAGUACCACGACAAGUUCAACAAGUGGGGCAAGGAGGGAUACCCUUAA